UUUGGUUUCUAUAGAGACACUUCCUGUGGCAGAGAAAAGAGGUAGUGAGCUGGUGUUUCAGGAUGUGAGGGCCCGCAGGAGCAGAGCGAGCUCUCUCCACUGCCUGCCUGCCACCCCAGAGCUCUGAUCAGUGCUUCCACAAUCCCUGUGGUGGGUGGCCCCCCGUGGCGGGGACCUGAGAUCAGCAGCGGUAUGCCAGGGAAGCCCAAGCACUUGGGUGUCCCCAACGGGCGCAUGGUUCUGGCUGUCUCUGAUGGAGAACUGACCAGCACAGCGGGUUCCCAGGGCCAGAGUGAAGGCCGAGGCAGCUCCCUCAGCAUCCACAGCCUCCCCAGUGGUCCCAGCAGUCCCUUCUCCACUGACGAUCAGCCUGUGGCCAGCUGGGCCCUGUCCUUUGAGCGGCUGCUGCAAGACCCACUGGGCCUGGCUUACUUCACUGAGUUCCUGAAGAAAGAAUUCAGUGCAGAAAACGUAACUUUCUGGAAAGCCUGCGAGCGUUUCCAGCAGAUCCCAGCCAGUGACACCAAGCAGCUAUCUCAGGAGGCCCACAAUAUCUACCACGAGUUCCUGUCCAGCCAGGCGCUGAGCCCGGUGAACAUUGACCGACAGGCCUGGCUUAGUGAGGAGGUGCUGGCCCAGCCCCGGCCGGAUAUGUUUCGAGCACAGCAGCUUCAGAUCUUCAAUCUGAUGAAAUUCGACAGCUAUGCACGCUUCGUCAAAUCUCCGCUGUACCAAGAGUGCCUGCUGGCCGAGGCCGAGGGACGCCCCCUGCGGGAACCUGGCUCCUCGCGCCUCGGGAGCCCAGACACCUCGAGGAAGAAGCCGAAGCUGAAGCCCGGGAAAUCGCUGCCACUGGGUGUGGAGGAGUUGGGGCAGCUGCCACUUGCUGAGGGCCCUUGUGGCCGCCCUCUCCGCAAGUCCUUUCGUAGAGAGAUGACGGGUGGAGCCACGAACUCUGCCCUGCGACGAGAGUCUCAGGGGUCCUUGAAUUCUUCCGCUAGUCUGGACCUGGGCUUCCUUGCCUUUGUGAGCAGCAAAUCUGAGAGUCACCGAAAGAGCCUUGGAAGUGGAGAGGGUGAGAAUGAAAGCCGGCCAGGGAAGUACUGCUGCGUGUAUCUGCCUGAUGGCACAGCCUCCUUGGCCCUGGCUCGACCAGGCCUAACCAUCCGCGACAUGCUGGCAGGCAUCUGUGAGAAGAGAGGCCUCUCUCUACCUGACAUUAAGGUCUACCUGGUGGGCAAUGAACAGAAGGCCCUGGUCCUGGAUCAGGAUUGCACGGUGCUGGCAGACCAGGAAGUGCGACUGGAAAACAGGAUCACCUUCCAGCUGGAGUUAGCUAACCUGGAGCGAGUGGUGAGGAUUUCGGCUAAGCCUACCAAGCGUCUGCAGGAGGCGCUGCAGCCCAUCCUGGCAAAGCAUGGCCUGAACCUGGAACAGGUGGUCCUGCAUCGGCCAGGGGAGAAGCAGCAGCUGGAUUUGGAGAAGCUAGUGAGCUCAGUGGCCUCACAGACAUUGGUUUUGGACAUUCUUCCAGAUGCAAAGAUGAGUGAAGCCAGCAGAACAUCCCCCUGCCACAGCCAGGGAGGCCUGCCUAGAACCCAGGACAAGGACACUCAUCUUCCCCCAUUGCCCCCCAGUUUGAUGGUGGAAGAUGCCAGCAGCUGUAGUGGAAAACGUCAGACCUGUGACAUUGAAGGCCUGGUGGAGCUGCUGAACCGGGUGCAGAGCAGUGGGGCCCACGACCAGAGGGGACUUCUUCGCAAAGAGGACCUGGUACUUCCAGAAUUUCUGCAGCUUCCCUCCCAAAGGCCGGGUUCUCAGGAGGCUCCACCAUAGACUGGAUCCAUCACCCAGCCUAGGGAGGGCCCUUCAGACUCCACUGCCCACCCAGCCCUCUGACACCCCUGUAACAGUCCAGGCUGGCUGCAUGGUGCCUGGGCAGACCAAGCAUGCCGUGGGUCCACUCUGCAUGCCCUGUCUGUGCCCUGAUGUCCCUGGCCUCUUUUUGCUAUGGGCAGGCCCACAGAAGGAGCCAGGAAGGGGUGGAGGGGGAACUCAGGGGAGCCAUACUCCCAAACUGUGGCUACCUGUUCUUGUAGGUUCACCUACCCAUUCUUUGCAGCUAGGCCAUCAGGGAGAGGCCCGCCUAGGCUCUUGUCAUAAGCAUACUGAACACAAAGGGGUAACUUUGGCAGUGCCAGCCUCCUCAGCUUAUUCUGAGCUUUAGCAGGGGGCAGGAGGAGGGGCUGGCCCCUCCUUAAAGAGUUGAUAUGAGUAAAUCCUGGGCGUGCUGGUGGGCAACCCCUCCCUCCCUCCACAUAGACUCUACUGUACAUAUGGAUUUUAUGGUUGGCUUGGGGCAGCUGGGUUUGUCCUGAAUGUAUAUUGUUAUAUGAUAAUAAUAAUUAUUAUUAUUCAGCCA
Molecule: messenger RNA, 2422 nt
Organism: Onychomys torridus (southern grasshopper mouse)
Lineage: Eukaryota; Metazoa; Chordata; Mammalia; Rodentia; Cricetidae
Gene: Rgs14
Product: regulator of G protein signaling 14
Exons: 15
Coding region: 193-1836 (547 amino acids)
Biological process (GO): signal transduction; regulation of G protein-coupled receptor signaling pathway
Molecular function (GO): microtubule binding; GTPase activator activity; G-protein alpha-subunit binding
Source: RefSeq, a predicted model, not a curated record